UUAGAAACCGUUGCCUAGCAACAGACUUCAAACUUUCAGUAGAGACUGUACGCCUGCAAACUUCGCUUACCUGACGUAAAACUGUUUGUAAGGUCAUAUUACAGGAUGAGUGCUGGACGGGUGUCUGAGGGCGCGGGCUGCAUCACCUGGUGGGGCUUCAGUCCUGCACGCGACCUGCUGAGCAUGGGCCCUGUGAGAGUUAAAGGGGAGGUCAAUGUUUUACUUAUUGGCAGUGGAGACCCGCGGCAUAUUUUGAAGACCAUUGCUGGUUUGCAGGACGAAGAAAGCCUUCAUGUGUGGGUGAUAGAAAACAGCAUGGAGGAGGUAGCUAGACAGCUGUUGCUCCUCUACCUGGCGCUGAUGCCCCAAGAAAGCAUGGGACGUAAUGAGAAGACAGAAGUUUUCCUGGAGUUGUUUGGGAACAGUGAGAUCCGCAGUCAGACAGAAGAGACGCUGAGACAUGCAGCAUCACAGCUCAUUCUGUCUGUUACUGAAACACUGGAGACAGCCACUCACACCUGUCUGAAUACAACUCUUCUCAAGUUCAAGGAACGAGAUGAGCUGGAGAGGAUAUUUAAGUUGUGGAUCCAACCUCAGUCUUCAUCGUCUUCAUCAAAGUGUUCUGCUCCUAUUUCAAUGUCCAAAGCCUGGGAUUAUCGGGUCAGACAGCACCUCGGAACACGCUACAACUCCAAGAAAGGCUGCUUCGACUGGGACCUUACAAUGAAACUGCAUAAGAAGGGGUGUGGUCUCAUCAGCCAACAACAAUAUGCUCAGUGGAGGGAACGGGGUUUGGCGUUCGAAAUGAGGGAAGGUAUCUACCAAAUAACCAAUCCGAGUUUGCUGUCUUCAAGAGUGUUCAAUCAGAAAGGGAACAAAGUGGCUUUCAGGGGCUACUGGGGAGACAUUGUCUCCAGUCCUUACCUCUCUUUUGGCAUUGAAAGUGAUGACAAGAAUCUGCUGAAGACACAGAAUGGGCAACACAUCAAGACAGCCCAGGAUAUAUCAUUUGCAAAUGUGCAGGCAUUGUUCCAGUCCCUGUCCAGUAGUCGGGGCUGCCCUACUACUUCUCAGUUAGACACAGAGGCAGAGGAGCCGUCCCCACAGCCUGACCGAAAAUCUGUCACAAUUAAUGAUUUGAUGCGUCUAAAUGGGAUCUCUGUAACCUUCCUGUCUAUGGAUUCACUUCACAAACUGCCAGAAAAACAGAAAUACUCCCACUUCUUCAACACCAUCUACUUCUCUGCCAGCUGCGUGCACCAGUUGGGCCCGGCUAUGAGACAGAUUGCAGCACCAGACGCUGUGCUCAUCGUGGAGUUGGCCAAGUACAUUUUGGAACUGAACAAAGAGCAAGAAGAAGGCUUUGCAAAGAAAGUGGCGAGCAUCGCUCUCGAGGCUGAAUUUGAGCCGUGGCAUGAUGGGAAGAGUGAUGACGUCCAUGCUGUUUUCAUGAAGAAGUAAAGGUGGUUUAUUUCAGCAGAGCGGUUCACUCUGCUCCCGUUGUCAGCAGCUUUACCUUCACAAUAUGCAACAGAUUGACAGUCAAGGUGAUAUUGCUUCACAGCACAGACAUUUUAUAAGAUCUUAAACAGACAAUUUAUUUUUUCCUUCAUAAGGAAUUUUACCAGCCAGUGAGUCGCAACUGUGAGUGGCCUCAGAUUUUAUUUCCAAUUUGAAUGACAAAACUAAAUUGAUUUGAAACGUCCUUUUUAUGUAAACAUGCAUUUCAAUCAUUUCUUGUCUCUCUUAGCUUAAGUGAUGAACACUACAAAAUUGCUGCAGCCUUGUCCUGGAACCAGUGAACCGUCGUUUUUUCUUUGUGCCUCCUGUGAUAGUUUACUUCCAGCGUCCUCCAACCUUUCCCUUACCAUGGACCUUUUUGCUGCAUUGACACAAGAAAAAAAAAUAGGAAAGUAAAUUAUGAACAGCACAAAUGACCAGCAGGUGUGACUGAAGAAAGGAAGUAGUUAUACUUAUUUCUACUUAGAUGUGUGGAUCCUAUAGGAUUAGAGCUUGCAUUUCCUUUCCAUAUGCGACUCUUGACAUGUGGUAUGUUUGCAUAGUCGAUGCAAAGUAGCUGCUCUACUUAUUCUUUCUUGUGACGUUAGAGUUGUGUAGUGGUAGUCUGAGACGAGCAGAUUGACUCACAAUUUCUGAGCAUGUUGGAUUCUGUUCAGGAGGACGUUGAUCUGAU
This is a messenger RNA of Larimichthys crocea (large yellow croaker), 2194 nucleotides long. It is a transcript of the gene dnaaf3l, whose product is annotated as dynein axonemal assembly factor 3 like. NCBI's taxonomy places the organism in Eukaryota, Metazoa, Chordata, Actinopteri, Sciaenidae. The transcript has 12 exons. Bases 106 to 1461 code for a protein of 451 amino acids. Gene Ontology annotation, biological process: motile cilium assembly; axonemal dynein complex assembly. The record is from RefSeq and is a predicted model, not a curated record.